AUGAAAUUAUUUAUUUUAUUAAUAUUAUUAAUAGGUGUAUUAUUAUUUAAUGGGAUCAAUGGUGAUGAAUAUGUAAAUUUCAUACCCUAUUCAAAUGAUGAAUGUGUAGGUGAUGAAAUUGGUAUUGGAUAUUCAAGUUUAUUAUCAAAAUGUUUACCUUCUAUUGAUUCUCAACAAAAUUAUUUAUUUACAUUGAAACCAAAAAAUGUAAUAGAAUGGAAAGUUUUCAAAUAUUCAAAUAAAAAUCACCACAAUAACGAUAGUUGCAAUCUAAAUAAAACUACCAUUUUACAACCAUCAUUUACAACUAAAAUCGGAUCAUGUAUUUCAAGUGAAUAUAUUAAUUUAGAUUCAAAGAUUUCAUUAUCUUCACCAACCCACUACAAAAUAUCAAUUACAAAGAAUUCACCAUAUAUUAGCGCAAAAUCAAUUGUUAAUAGUUUUACAUUUGAUAAAAAAUGUUCUUCUUCUUCAAAUAAUAAUAAUGAUGAUGAUGUUUUAUUAAUUCAAUAUUUUACAAAUGAUUUAAAUGUUAAAUUAAACAAUAAAAAUAAGAUUUCAUAUCAUUGUAUAAACGAUAAAGCAUUUACCAAAAAUCAAUUUGAAUUUGUUGAACCAAUAACUAAAGAAUGUGUGCAAUUUGGAAAUGGUAAUGCUAAUGCUAUUUCAAGUUUAAUUAAAAAUAAAUUUGUGGAUUUAAAAUUUGGAUUUGGAAGUGGAAGUGGGAGUGGAAGUGGAAGUAGUGGUGGUGAAGAUUCAAGUAGUACUACUGGUAAUACUGGUGAUUCAAGUACUGGAAAUACUGGUGAAUCAUCAAUAUCAUCAAGUACAGGUGGUAAUAGUGAUACUUCAGGUGGUAAUAGUGGUUUUUCAAGUGAUACCUCAGGUGGUAAUAGUGGUUUUUCAAGUACAACCGAGGUUACAACUGCUACCUCUGCAACUACUGGUGGCGCAACAAGUGGUGAUGAUAAUGAUGGAACUGGUGCAACCAAUUUCAUUGAUUAUAAACUUCCAAAUCCAUCACCUACCCAUCACAAAAUUUUUAAAAAAACAUAUUGUUCCAAAUAA
Dictyostelium discoideum AX4 is the source of this 1068-nucleotide messenger RNA. RefSeq lists its product as hypothetical. Lineage: Eukaryota; Evosea; Eumycetozoa; Dictyosteliales; Dictyosteliaceae. The record is from RefSeq and is a predicted model, not a curated record. The coding region runs from base 1 to 1068 and encodes 355 amino acids. The transcript has a single exon.